CGUGUCACGUCGUGUUUUGAGUAGCAAAGUUGACUGCUAAGAUAAGAUGCGUUGGCCUGUAUGUACCGGAAAAUUCAGAUCCGCAGUGUUGUGGUACUUCAACCUGACCCUUGAAAGUUAGAACGGAAGUCGGUCAUAUGUACUGACUCACCCCAUCGACUAUCCCAGGGCGGCGCGGGCAUCUUGAUGGCUACAACGUGUUAGGAGUCGAUUCCUAAAAUGGAGGCUACCUUGGCUGACGUUUCUGACUCGGGCUGUUUGCGGCCCUUAUGUUCUCUUGGCCUAGAAGUGAUGGCUUUCUUCCUUUUCGGGCCAUAGCGCAGACCAACUCUCCAGUGCACUACAGAACACCUUCCAAUCUCAAACGUUUCUGUCGUACUUGCCAGACAUGACUGGUGGCCUGCGACUACUACGGUCUCUGCAGCAUUUCUAUGGGCUCACCCUGGUGGACCUGUUGUGUUCUUGUUUCCUACGAUCUUGGAGUUAUCCAACAACCGUGAAAGGUGUGUCUGAAUUGAAAGACUGCUCAGCUCUAGCCCAAAGCCAUGAGGACUCCGAACGCCAUUUUGAAAGUUGUAUGCAAUUAUAUACAAACCUUCAUUCAUCCUAUUGGAGAAGAUUCGGCACUGGGACCGUGCAGAGCGAGGACAUGGUUGGGAGUCCGGAGAACAUCCGUUCAGAGCAUGGAACGCCGACUCGUGCCAUCCAGGACCUCAUCGCCUACCCUACUAGUUCAGUCUGGCAGGGUGAAUGGAAGCUCCUUGAACGUCGUGGAAUAGAUUAUUAUGCAUAACGGACCAUUCGCAGUCACCGGUGAUAUGAGGAUUGCUGCCAUAGCUCAGCUUGACGGAAGGGCCAUGGCUUAUAAUUAUCCGCCCCAUUCCAAGCCUGUUUACGCGCUCCCUUCAGCUUUCGCACCACAGCCGGUGAUGCAAAAGUGGAUUUCCCGUUACAGAACCGACGUCUAACACUUUUCCGAA
This is a messenger RNA of Pisolithus orientalis, 980 nucleotides long. RefSeq lists its product as uncharacterized. Bases 389 to 793 code for a protein of 134 amino acids. The record is from RefSeq and is a predicted model, not a curated record. NCBI's taxonomy places the organism in Eukaryota, Fungi, Basidiomycota, Agaricomycetes, Boletales, Pisolithaceae. The transcript has a single exon.